Molecule: messenger RNA, 840 nt
Organism: Colletotrichum karsti
Lineage: Eukaryota; Fungi; Ascomycota; Sordariomycetes; Glomerellales; Glomerellaceae
Product: citrinin biosynthesis oxidoreductase CtnB
Exons: 1
Coding region: 1-840 (279 amino acids)
Biological process (GO): secondary metabolite biosynthetic process
Cellular component (GO): cytoplasm; nucleus
Source: RefSeq, a predicted model, not a curated record
AUGCCAAGCGCGACAACACCCUCGCCGCCCCCGGGCGGCCCGGACACGACCCUCCACCUCCCGCGCAUCCUCUGCCUCCACGGCGGCGGCGUCAACGCCGCCGUCUUCCGGGUGCAGUGCCGCGCCCUCAUCGCCCGCCUCAAGCACCACUUCCGCCUCGUCUUCGUCGACGGGCCCUUCGUCUGCGCCCCGCACGAGUCCAUCGUCUCCGUCUACGGCGACUACGGGCCCUUCCGCCGCUGGCUCCGCUGGCUGCCCGAGCACCAGCCCGUCGUCGACGCCGAGACCGCCUCCGCCGAGAUCCACUUCCAGCUGCGCAUGGCCAUGGACGACGACGACGCCCUCGGCGCCACCGGCGACUGGGUCGGCCUGCUGGGCUUCAGCCAGGGCGCCAAGAUCAGCGCGAGCCUCAUGUACACGCAGCAGAUGCUGCGGCGCAAGUAUGGCCGGCGCAUCGCGAGCGCGGGCGGCAGCGCGGACUGGAAGUUCGGCGUGCUGCUGGCCGGCCGCGCGCCGCUGAUUGUCCUGGAUGACAGGAUAGACGCGCCGCAGGGCGUCGGGGACGCGGCGGAGGCGAGCGUGGUCUUUGACGACUGGCCGAACGGCAGCGGGACGGAGCACCUCCUGCGCCUGCCGACGAUCCACGUCCACGGGACCAAGGACCCGGGGCUGGAGCAGCACCGGAGGCUGCUGAAGGAGUACUGCGAGCCCGGGACGACGAGGCUGGUCGAGUGGGAGGGGAACCACCGCGUCGUCAUCAAGACGGUCGACGUCGACGCCGUGGCGAGGCAGAUCCUGGAGCUCGGGGCGCAGUUGGGGCUCGUCGAGAACAUUGCAUAG